Molecule: messenger RNA, 10965 nt
Organism: Colletes gigas
Lineage: Eukaryota; Metazoa; Arthropoda; Insecta; Hymenoptera; Colletidae
Exons: 25
Coding region: 955-6156 (1733 amino acids)
Biological process (GO): actin cytoskeleton organization
Molecular function (GO): guanyl-nucleotide exchange factor activity; protein binding
Source: RefSeq, a predicted model, not a curated record
CGUCGGUGCUCGUUCCAGCGCGCUAUCAGCGUCCCGAGUGAUUCGUGAUCAAUUAAGGUACGAAAAUUGAUCGUGCGGCGAAAAAGUUUUCAAGUGAAAGUGCUUUCGUAUCGUCGCGGUGCUGCUGCAUUCCGUGCGUUUAAUUCCAAGUGCAUUCGUGAUUAAUUAAGAUCGGAGAAAAGUGAUCUAGCACGGUCGAAGGAUCCUGAAGGAUACCUACGGUGAUACGUGACUUCCGAUAGAAAAAUGAAUUCGUGAUUUACUAAUCUAGUCGCAUUGACUUUAAGAUUACCUGGCAGAGAAGUAGCCCAAAGUGUGGACAAGUUUUUGUUUUGUUGGUUACCAUUUGCGGAUCUACGAACAAACUCGCUGUGAAUCCAAUAUUAUGAUAAUAUUAUCUUGCUCCGAUAAGGCUCGCAAUACGCGACAGUUCUGAUACGAAUCGCUCGAUCUGGCCGAACAAAGAUUUUCGAUAAAUGUUUGAUUACGUUUGAACAGAGGGAGCAACGUGUUUUUUUUUUUCUCGACGAGUUAAUUUCGCGAAUCGUUUGGGAUCGAAACGAAAUAGGAAAGGGCAAAACGAAGUGGAGCGUAUUAGAUUUGUCGAACAUUUGUUAUCGUUAUCCGUGCAGAGCUGUUGUCGAGUAAUGUUCGCGGUUGAACGACAUCGAAUCGACGAUCGUCUGGAAACGACACACGAUGUGGCGAGUUCGAAAAUAAGAAAAAUUUCGGUUUCAAAGUGCAACGUGCCAACGUCGUGUUUUGUAGUUCGCGUAUCGCUAAAACGGCAUCGGUGAUACUACGUCGUGCAUGAAACACAAUCGAUUUUACGAAGUUCUUGUUAUGGAUAUCUGCAUGUCUGUUGAACGGGAAUACUUCCUCAAGUGGAAUUACGUGGAUGGCAUCGAGGGAAGCAUUGUCGAACCUUUGCAGGAGGUGAAGGGAGGAUGAAGAAUGCCCCGCGUCGGUGGAGACGGGGGUGGCGGGCCGGAAAAGGCAGGAGGGAGUGGAUUCGGAGGAUGGCUCGGGGGUGCAGCGAGAGCCAUGACUGGGGCAACUGUUGGUGGAGGUUACGUCGUGCUGGGUGGCACCAGAUACGGUCUCCGACUUUCUCAGGAAAGUCUGCCGCCAUCAAAUUCAAGGGAGGAAUCCCAAGAGAGAAGACGCAAGAGGAACUCCCGGGAGAACGACUCGAGAGAAAGGCUGACGGAGAAGUCUCCGGAGAAUCCUGUCCUGGACUUAAGCUCGAGCAUCGCCGAUUGUUGUUGCAUCGGACCGCGUUCCCGUCUGCCGUUGCCGAGGUUCCCGCCGUCGACAGCGACGGCAGCGUCGACGACGUGUGGAGCAGGCGGAGGAGGAGGUGUAGGUGGAGCUGGAGGUGGCGGUGGCGGAGUAGGUGGACAGACUCCUUUUCCUGGGCCUCCCACGUCUUCGAACAGCCGUGCUGCCGGCAUGGAACAGCCGGCGACGCUGACGACGCCAACGACGUCGGCGCAACCGUUGGUGAACUCUAAUAAUAACCGAGGGAUGCUGCAAACAUCGGUGGGGAACAGCACUGGCCAGCACCAUCAACCACAAUCAUCCGCAACUCUAACGGCGGCGGUACCGUCGUCCUCUUCGCCAUCCUCCUCGACGUCGUUCAGCACGUCCACUGCCGUCCCGACGCUGCAGUCCGUCUCGGUGCCGCGGCAGCUCGCACAGUGGACCAAGCAUCAGACGCUGAAGCUGCAGGAACCAGCAGUGAUAGCGGUGGACCGACUGCACAGGUUCCGGUGGAGCGGGGGCGGAGGAGGGAGUGGCAAAAAGUCCUCUUCCGGCCCCCGGAGCGAAAAGGCCGAGCGCCUUCGAGAGCUCACCGAAAAACUCAAGGGACCAGCACCGGUACCACCCCCUAGAAGACCUUCGCGCGUCCAAGCAUCCUCUCCACCCCCAACUGGAUAUCAGCCAUCCCCACAGAACUAUCCACAGGCAAUCAACCCAGGAUGCGGUCGUUGCGACGGUCGUCCUUCCUGUCGAAGCUACGCACACAGCGAGGGCCACAGUCCGAAUAACCAGCAUCCCCAGCAACAUCACCUGAAGACGAUCGGUCGAAGUGAGAGUGUCGGUGACGAGUGUUACAGUGAGUCGAGCAAAGACGCGUGCAGGAAGCCCUGUUCCGAUUCACGGAAAUCCUCGCGAUCGGGCAGGCAGCAUGACAGGAGCAGUGGUGACGUAAGUGACAUAAGAAACGAGCUAAACGCUAGUGCUGACGCGCCUAAACACCUGAGACAGUACAGUGAUUCGGUGGUGGAUAGUGCUACGUGUGUGGACGAUUUGUGCGACAACCUGAACGCCGCCUCCGGGGGCGGUAACGAGGGCGAGGCAAGAGACGCGGUUACCAGGUUGGAACCCAGAGGACCCCUUCUUACGUUUCACAGACCCGGUGCACCCUUCAGGAGCGCUUCCUUCGGUCAAGUGGACUUCAACCAAGCCAAUCGUCAGAAGGUUCAACCGAUAGCCACGUCGAAUCGCACCGAGAGCAAAGAUGUCCGUGCCAGUACGUUGCCACGAAGACGAGGGGAUGUCAGUCCGGUCGUUUCGACGCCGCAGAAUAGCCCCAGUCGUCAAAGUCCACGAACAUCGACGCCCAGCGUCGACAGCGCCGUCGGUUCCGCGGAAGGACUGGGCGUUCCUCAGACCGGAAACCUCGAAGAGAUUCGACCGAGAAGCGAUGGUUCCGACAGUCUGGCAACGUCCAGUGCCCUCACGAGCCCAGAACCACCGGUUCCUGAGAUCAACGAACCAAGAGUGGACUUGGUGCAGCCUGACGCACUUCCGAUUGAGAUCCUUGCAUCCGAACCUGUCUAUCCUCUCGUCGAGAACGCGGCAAUCGAAGAAACCGUACAGAAAGAAAAUAGGAUAGAGCCGCACGAGGUGAUAAUAACACCCCCACCGGAAGAACCACGGCUCAGCCAGGCGAGCGAGGGCAGCGAAGCAACUAGCGAGGCACCUUCGGAGGCAUCCUCGCCAUCGGGUAAAACGAGAAGGUAUCGAGGGGACACCAGCAAAAGGAGAAAGGGCGUGUACAUAACCCAAUGGCCAGAACCCUUAGAGACGGACAGGAACAAGUUGUCAGCUCAGAGCAGCGAGGAAAGAGACGAACCACCUGCGACGCCCAGCGACCUCUCCGACUGCGAAGGCCACACGCCUAGAAGAUACAGUAAAAGACCUCUGCGCGGCCCUUACGGGCAAAUGCUCGAGGCUGAAAUGGCGAAGCCGCGAACCACCGACAUCGCUCUCGAGGAAGGUCUUCGUCCGCGGAGAAAAGUUUCCGCGAAUCUCUCGUACAACACAAGUUCAAAUAACAGCAGUUCCGAACCGCCCACACCCUGCCACCAUAGAACCACUUCCAGUCCAAGCAAACUCGAAGGUCUUCCGGGACCAAGUCCCGAACUCCUCGCGGAACUACUUCGAGGAUCUUCGGAGAGGGUGGCGCGUGCACCGGUGCAUCGGAACGACACCAGAACACACGUUGUUGUGGAACUUUAUGACACGGAGCGAUCGUACGUGGAGGCACUGCAAAUACUAGUCAAUAAAUACUUACAACCAUUGAAGAGUUCCGAAAAUUCUGGUUUGGUGGAUGCAGUGACAGUGGAUGAGAUCUUUUAUCAGAUUCCCUCUAUUCUCAAUCAUCACGAAGUAUUUCUGGAGGAACUGCGCAAAAGACUGGAUACUUGGGAACUUAAGCAGACGAUAGGCGAUGUCUUCCUCGAUGUGUUCACGAAGCCGGUCGUCCUGGAGACGUACACACUUUUCCUUGAUAAUUGGAAGUCCGCGAGAAAGGCGAUAAAAACGACUUGUCAAGCGAAACCGGCUUUCGCGCGAUUCCUCGAGACCAUGGAACGGGAGCACAAAGGAAAACUCGGGCUGGAUCAGUUACUGAUUAAACCGGUGCAGAAGAUACCGCGUUACGAGCUGCUGAUCCAGAGACUGUUGAAGCACACGGACGCGUCGCAUCCGGACUACGAGCUGCUGCAAGCCGCCCAGAAGGAAGUGCACGAAUUGGUUGUGAAGAUCAAUUGCACGGAAAGGGAGUCCCUGGAGUGGGAGCAGCAGCAAACUACGUUGAGGGAGGUUCAGGCUCUCGUUGAAGGACUCGCUGGUAUCGUGACGAACGACAGAGCUUUCGUCCGCCACGAUCUGGUCACCAUAGCCUCGAAUCAAGGAACAAGAAAGGAGCGUGCGCUAUUUUUGUUCUCCGAUCUGCUUGUUAUCACCAGUAUCAAGAGGAGAAGCGGAACCAUUAGAAAACCGUCGACAAGUUCCUGCCCGAACAGUUUGGUCGGCCUACUGGAAGCAAAUAAGUACAAAAUGUUAAUGAGAAUACCACUGGACGACCUAGAAGUUAUGAAAGCCAAAGAUGAAAACUUAAGGCGAAUGGCUCGCGAGGUAGACCACCUUCGAGAAGACUGUGCAACGUUGACACAACUUCAGGAACUCGCAUCAACGUUGCACGGCGCGAAGCAACAGUUAGAAGAACUUAUCAAAGACAUGCUGGGGCAAGCACAACGUCAAUUAGCCGAGAGAAACGCGGCACACUCGCAAUUGGCCUGUCUGGAAUUAACGCUUAAUACUCAGGCUGGGAUCGAGAAUAUCUCUGUCAUGUUCACGAAGCCAGACAAAAGGGCUAGCUGGGAGGAGAGUUUCAACGAAGCCAAGCAAAAGUUAGCGUUAUCCGCUGAUAGGAGGCCCUGCCCAGAGUUUGUGGGUCCUCUGCCGAUUCGAAAGACUCGGGCUGGCUUGCAGUUCACCUGCGCCGCCCCCACAUUGGCGAACGGACAGGGUUCCAGGGACGUUUGGGUAUGCAACAGCGACGGCUACGUUGGCCAGGUCUGUGUGCUGAGCCUGACCCCCGAACCACCGCAAGUCACCUCCUGCAACGGCGUUUGCAACGCCAGGAUUCUGUGCGUCGCAGGAAUUCCGGCGUGCACGCUCAGAUCAAAUUCGUGCGUGACUAACAACAUUUCAUUCGCGAACAGUAAGAGCGGCAUAAGCAUCUCGGUCCAGGAUGUCGAUGCCAGUGGCGGGAACAUACAGUUAGAUAGUAGCUCGAGCUCCGAUGACUCGGACUCGGACGACAUUCCAUGUGCAGAUACGGGUAGCCAAACAUUGAGCGGCGAUGUUCCGAGUAUCGAUAAUUCUACAACGGAGGAGGACAUCAAUCAACCGACCAUGUGGCUCGGGACCGAAGAUGGAUGUGUCCACGUCUACAACUGCAACGAUAAUAUCAGGACGAAAAAGAACAAAGUGAAGAUACAGCACAACAGCAGCGUGUAUUGCAUCAUAUACUUGGAUAACAAGGUGUUCGUGUCGCUCGCUAACGGAGACAUCACUGUUUACAGUCGAGAUCACUUGGGUGGUUGGAACACUCUCGAUCCAACAACGGUAUCGGUAGGCACAGUGGCGUCCCCUAUCACGAAAAUGCUUCCAGUCUCCGGGAAACUUUGGUGCGGUUGUCACAAUACUGUGAAAGCUCUGAAUACUCAUACGUUGGAUAUCGAGCAUACGUUCACCGUAAGCAAUGACACGUCUUUGUCGAUUUCCUGCAUGGCGAGUUCCGGGGGGCUCGGAGUUUGGAUCUCCUUGCACAACAGCGCCGUGCUGCGACUGUUCCAUUCCGGAAGUUACGAGUGCUUGACGGACAUCAAUAUAGCGCCAGCUGUAACCAAAAUGCUCACCACAGGUUGCGAUGACAUAAUACGACAGCACAAGGCCGCCUGUCUCAGGGUCACCGCACUUUUGGCUUGCAACGAGUUGCUUUGGAUCGGUACGAGUGCCGGUGUACUAUUGACCGUGCCAAUUCCCCAUAUAAAGCCAUCCACUCAGAGGAUGUCUCAACCGCCGAUCGUGACUGGUAUUCCCCAUGGACAUACGGGGCACGUACGUUUUCUGACGUGCGUGGAAACGUUGACGCCUCCGAAACCGGAUCCACGUCCGAAGGUGAACAGAUAUUCUCUGAAAUCCAGCAAAAACCAACAGAAUAACAUCAAUCGCGGGAAGCUUCUCGUGAUAUCGGGCGGAGACGGCUACGAGGAUUUCAGAGGACCUCAGGCAUCCGCCGAGCUGCAGGCUGGUCGUGAGGAUUCGACCAAUCAUCUGCUACUGUGGAAAGUGUGAUGUGAUCUAGUACGACCCUCGGUAAGGGUCGCAGUUCACGAACGUCGGCAUGACACGCCGUGGGAAUCGUUGUUACGUGCGCAAGCCACACGUGGUCGGGUCCGCCAUCGUCCGAUCGUGGCUGUUCAGGACGUAUUCGCCCAACGAUUUUUCAGGGAACGCGGGAAGGUUCUCUGGCUCGUUUUGGCCGAGUGGAUCAAGAGCAGAAUAAGGGAGGUUCGUUAUUUUCAAGGUGCCAAGAAACGCGGUGUACGUAGCGUCUGGAAAUUCGAGUAAGAAUUAUUCUCAUCGAUUACCCGUUGACGCUGAUCGAGAUCGGACCUCGAGUUGGAGUGAUUCGUUCGAUACUCGUUGGAUCGUUUUUAGAUGGAACCGCGGAAACGACUCACUGAAAUCGGACGAGACCACGAACGAUCACGCUAUUAUUAUCGUAUUACGAAAUUUUAUCAAUCGCACGACUCUCGUUCAUCGUUCGGGAGCGCUUGGUUUCAGUAAAUCGUUUCCACGCAGAUUUGUAUUUUUCCACUGGAUCGACGAUGGUUUUUCAACCUUGGAUCGCGCGUCGUUUGAGAUGUUCGCGCGAUCGUGUUUUAUUAUCGACGUGCACUAGAUUCGAACGAACUCGUCCGUACUACGCAUCCAACCGUAUUCUGCCGCGAAGGGUAUCGGAAUUAUAUAGAAUUUAAGCAGCAAUGAUUCUUAAAAUGAACACGUGAUUCGUUAGUUGAACAUAUCCCUCCCAACUGAAGCGAUCCCUUUUUAAAGGCAGUUCAGCGUGAAAUACGAUAUUGAAAAAACGAUACGAGCUGUCUAGUAAACCUAAUCCCAAACGUGAUUCGUAAGUUGAACAUUUCUAUCCCUCCCAACUGAGGGGAUUUCGAAGCCAGUUCAGCGUGAAAUACGAUACUUAAAAAACGACACGAGCUGAACGUAAGAUGAACGUGCCAAUCCGGGAGCGAUGUUCAUUUUAAGAAUCAUGAUUGUAUCAAGCGAAAGACGGAGCGCGCGUACGCGUUUGCGAUAGUACGAGACGAGUCUUUUCGAAGUCGAUGAUGCUCCAAGAGUCGAUGAUGAAGGAGAUGGGAGAAGGAAUACGCGCGUUGCUCCGAAAAAAUUCGAGCGGCGUUAAUCUGAGAGGCGUAAUGAAGUACGAUACCUGGAAGAGCGUUGAAUCGAGCUUAUUAUACAACUGAUACUGGCCUAAGUUAACGUAGAUGCUAAAAAAGACUUAAUCCAGUUAGUGUGCCAAAAAAACGAAUUUAUCAUUGUCCAUCGAUCAACGCUGCGCAAGAACUGACGUACUUCGUUAUUCGUUUUAUUAAGGGACGUAGAACUGAACAUGUUCGUGUUAAAUGGAAUGGGACAUUCGUUUAAAUUUGUAUUGCGAGCAUGUAUCAUAAAUUACGAGACACGGACAUCGUCCUCUUGCGAUUGAAAUUUGUCUAUUGACGUUGUUACAGUUGCUAAUGGAGAAUUGUAGUUUAUUUACCCAUUCCCCCUCCUUGAAAAAGAAAGGGGGGAGAACGAUUGCACGAAUUUAACUUGUUGUAUGGAAGAACCAGUGACGGUGUAUUUCAUGAUGUUGUUCAAUCUGUCGUUUUUUGCGAGAAAACUGUUAUUAUAAAGUAAGAGAAAAUCGACGAAGGAGUAAGUUGAAGGUCGUGAAAAAUUGUUAUUCGAACGAGGAUAAUUCUUUAAAGCUUCACUGCUAUAAUUACCUCGAAGAAAUCGUUAUAUUGUUUCGGGCUGCAUUGAUGGUACAAAAUUCGAGAGGCCAAUUUGUAUAGUUUUCACUGUUCAGGGUACUUUUGUAUAGGUCUUAAGCUCUUUAUACCUUUCGCGCGUUUUAUUCGCUUAAACCUUAAGCGAUUCUACUUUUUUACAAACUUCUACUUGCGGAGAUAUCGACCAUAUAAUUAACAUACAGCGUAUUUGACAAUAAUUAAUUAAUAUCGAUUGUUCAAGUAAUCCUGUACGAGACCAAGUAUCGUCAUACCGAUGAUGUCGACUGAUGCACCCCGUUCGCACCCGUUGAGUUUCCCAGUAAAAGAGUAAAAUCAUAGUGUAUCGUAACUUGGAUUUUUAUCGCGAUGUUUCGUUCCACUUAGGAUCGAGGACAUUGUGCAACUUCAAAGAUUUCUUUCCAGAAAUCUGUGUUGAUAUUACUUGUUUGUCUUCUUUUCAAUCUAUGAUCCUUCGCGAAGCAAGUGCCAAAAUCUUACAAUAAGAGGUUACAGCAGUGGUUCAUUGGCUCUAAAUAAUUGUUAAAAUAGAGUGAUACAUUUUUUAAUGUUUCUAUCAUUGUUAAUAUUUAGAAGGAUAUUCAGCCUUACAAGUUUAGACCUAAAGAUCGCCUUGAGUACUCGAUAUGAAUGAAUAGUAAUCGAUUUUAGCCACCCUUGGACUCACAAACUUAUUUGAAGUAAAAUAUAGUGUUAUAUUCUGAAUUUUAUGUUUAUGCCAUGUUAAACAAAUUUUUCGGUUUCUCCAGGUCAAACAAUUUCCUAUUUUCUUGUUUAAAUUUUUCUUUAUUUAUCUUUUCACAACCUUUCAAUAUGGACACCUAUAUAAAUUAUUUAAGGUAAUUUUAUCAUUUGAGUGUUUUCAAAUAAAGUUACUAUUUACUGCAUCAUCUAUCUAUCGUUUUAAAUUAAAUUGGUCCAACUCUGUUUGAGACUUUUGAUAAGUUUUGAUGAGUUGUCCUCACUAAUUUUUUAGCUUAAAAUUCAACACUCUAGCCGCUUUUCAGUUCUCUUGAGAUGUCACUUGAUUAUGAUUCGAGCACAAAUAACAAGGUCGAUAAUAUGAUGGUAAAGUAUAUGGAUUCAAAUUAAUAUGUAGUAAUUGUUUUGCUCAAGAAUGUAAUAAUUUAAACUUGUAAUUUGUAAGAGCCUUCUUUCAUUUCAUUACAAUUUUUCUUAUUUCAAACAUCAUUUACUUAAAAUUUAUUGCUUUUCUAAAUGUUUAACAUUGAAUAUUUUUCUAAAUAUUGCACGUGGCAUCUGAAAAAAAUCGAAAGAAAAUGGCUACCUGCUGUAAUCUCUUCUCAAUUAGAAUACCAUAGUAGCUUGUUACUUUGCGAUUUUUGUGAAGCGCUUGCCGGCGUUUGGUAUUUUAAAAUGAGAAACAGUAUUGUUCGAUACGAGGGGGGAAGUGAAAUUAUACAAACCCACUGUCUAAUUACAGGACACAGGAACAAUGGUAGAACAGAGAGUUCAACCAAAUUGCAUUAAUGGUCGAAUCGUUUUAUUAAAAGAACUGGCUAUGUCCCGCAUGCUUCAAGAUCGAAUUGUUAAUACUGAAUUGCAUAAUGUGCCCAGCUAGGUACCCAAUUAAAUAAAUCCUGUAUAGUUCGCUGAACAAAUUUUAUGGCAUGUGUGCGUUAAUUAUGUUUUCUUCUUAGAACACUUAAUAGCUCUGCAGGUUCACUUAUUGUUCGGUUGGUAUAUUAAUUAAAUCAUGAAUUUAUGAAUAGCCAAGAAACGUCUAUUUUAAAAUGAGAAAUAAAAUCCAUGAAAUAGAAAGAUAGUCUCGUGAAACAUAAUGUAUUAAUUUUAUACAUUACACAUAUUUUUUCGUCGAAAUAUGAAAAAUCAACACCGAGUUUUUGUUUUCGAUUGGCUCAUACUGAGAAACGAUCAACUCAUUCCCUCUUGGAACAGUUAUAGAGAAACUCUUUCUACGUCUGACAACAGUAGAACCUCCAUUAUACGAACCAUUAUUCAACUAUUCGAAUAUCAUCCAAGGAAACUAUGACCGAAUAUCUGUUUCCUUAUCGAAAUAUUUUUGACGGUGAAAAUUGAUUAUUGCAAAAAUGUAGAAAGAAUAAUAAUGGCAUUGAAGUGAUAUAAACUCAUAUAUUGCAUAUCUAUUAAAUAUAUAAAUUUAUAAUUUUAUGUAAUUUAUAGCGUUGAUUGAGAACCACCACUUUAUCACUUGAUUUAAUUUUAUUACUAUUAUCAAUUAUAGUUUUAAAUCUAUAGCACAAUCUUUAAACAAUUUGUUUCGUAUCAGUUUUAAAUCUGAGUGAAUUAAUUGUCAUCUUUUAAUUCAUAUUUGAUUAAUUGAAAAGAUCAAGAAUGUCCUCUUGGAUCGAAUGAUGGGAGUUCCACUGUUAUAUUCAACGUCCAAAACUAGCGAAAUUUUCGGUUAUACACGGGACUUAUAUUUCGUUCAUCGGUUUGAUUUCCGUUAUCGUACGAAUCGCAUAACUUGGCGCGCGCAGUUGACUUCACGUUUGCCUGACAGGAGAAACAAGAAUACUCGCGAACAAACAGUUGUAUGCGACGACGUACUCUGCCUUCGACAUUUGUCUUUCACAAAUAAAUGUCAGUUUACUCGUAACACGUGUAAUCAUAUCGUUAAUAUGUUGUACGGUGCGUGUGCGAAGAAGAGAUCGAAUCGUGUGAGAUGUAUUGCAUGGAGCAACAAAGAUUACCCCCGAGUGACGCGUAUGAUCCAAAAGAAAUUUGUCUAUUCAAAUUUUUCAUCAUAAUGAUACCUCGUGGUAAUAAUGAUUGAUCGUUCGAUAUGAAAUUGUUACAAAAAAUAUUCCAAUCGUUAAAUUUCGAUUCCAUCCAGGGGCAGUCUCUCCAUCUGUACGAUGCGAGCGCGCGAUUAUGCGUUUCGCGCCGGAAAACGCAUAAUUGCCCGAUGGGCAGCGCGGCGAGAAAGUGAUCCGGCGAAUUGAGCGAAAUUUUCACUUCGGUUGUCUCUGUGUUUACCUAGCGAAUAGGAACUUGAAACCCUCGUCCCGGGGCCCCGCAAUUUUUCGUCGACGAACGGCCGGGAAACGAACGUGGAUAAACA